AUGGUAGCUACUCUCACUUUCUCUGAUAUCAUGUCAGUUGAGCUGAAUGAUCUCGCUGUCUGUCCUCUUGAGGAUGAUAAUUUAUUGGAUUUCAUCAGAUUCGUGGAUGUUACAGCAGCUGCGGAUCCGAAGCUUUCGGUCCCCGAACAGGCAUUUGUUUUGUGUAGCGGGGAACUGCACCGUCGUUCACAUCCACAUGACGAUUUGAUCGACGAGCAGUCACUGACUUACGUAACAGCCGUCGUUCGUGCGGUUGCGGGGGCGGAUAAAAAUAAGGUAAAAGAUGAUGGGGCUUCAGAAAGUGUUCCGAAAAAUGCAGUUUCGUGGCCCAUACUCACUGAAGCGCUCUUCAAACGAGGCUCAUACGAAAGGCGGUCGCUAGCCAGGACAGAAAGGGCUAUUCGUCAGCUUGAAGAAAUAGCAGCUCAGUUUUCUUCUCCAGCACCUGAGACAGAACAAAGAGGCAUGCAACACUUUUUCUGGUCCCGAAUGCCAUCGCAGUGGCAGAUAGAGCUGUCGCUCGCUCGUGUUCUCACCAAAAUCGGCUCAACCAAAAGCGCGCUUGAUAUUUAUCUCCGAUGGCAACAGUGGGAUGAAAUUAUUAACUCCUAUACUUCACUCGGCAAGCGUGACUUGGCUGAAGAGGUGAUUCGUGAGCGCAUUGCUAGUGGAUGUGCGACUCCGGAACUCUAUUGUUGUCUUGGUGACGUGACUUCUGACAUGGCACACUACAGGACCGCUUGGGAGCUGUCGAAACACAGAUCAGCCAGAGCCGUUCGCAGUCUGGGAUACUACGCUUUUAGGAAAGACAAGAAUGUGAAGAAGGCUGCUGAGUGCUUUGAGGCUUCCCUGGAGAUAAACCGUUUUCAGAGCACAGUCAUUGGCCUUGCUGAAAGAGGCUACCAAAUGGAACUUCGAUUCAUGGAGAAUUUGGGAGAACAUUUUGCUGGUCAGUGUUGUGUUCCAUUUACCACCAUCUUUCUCCUGGACGUCAGCGUAGAAUAUGUUCUUGAAAGAGAGGGCUCGCUGCCUCUGCUUCAGGUUGGUAUGGAUGAGGGCUCCUUUGGGGACGUGAUCAGCGCCUACCAUCGCCUGAUUGACCUGCGCCAAAAGCACAUCGACUCGCAGGUUCUGGGCAUGCUCACAAAGGCGGUGUCUGAAAACCUACCGGACAGCAAGAACUGCGGCGCUGCUAGGUACCGCAAAGACCUCCUCACCCUCUUUGGUCGCGUCACGGCUACCAACCCCUCGGAUGCGGACACCUGGCGAUACUAUGCGAAUCUUAUUCUUGAUUCUAAUGCUGAAGCGGGCCCUGUCCAAUUCCAACGAGCGGUUCAGUACAUCCAACGGUCCUAUCAAUGCCGCCUCCGAUCUGCGACUCCGGACUGGGAAUUCAAUAAGACUGCGCGAGAGGAGCUUCUGGCGGACCUGCAAGCCAUGGCGAAGCUUCUCAUUUCCACCGGCUGCGUGGACAACUUUACAUCAGAUCCAGAGAUGAAGCUCUUCAUUACUUCCGCUCUCUCCUCUCUUAGAAUGAAUAUCAACGUGUACAUCGCAAGACUUAAGUCGGCCAUUAAUAAGUGCGUGGGUAAUGAGCCUCAGGAGGAACUUGCCGCAGUCACUAAAAUGUUGUCGGAUCUUAACGGCACCAUUAAUGCUGCUCUGAAUGACUUAGUUGUGCAGUCGAUUUUCCGGGCUGCGGCAGGGAAUAUCUGGAGUCCAAGUGGUGGUCGCCGUUUCUUUGCCUCCGUAUUAUCACCCUUCGUGCAGGGCACGAAGGGUGAUUUCCACCAAUUGGGCUGUGCCAAGUUCAUUCAACGCAUGCGCCAGAACCUGAUUGAGCGAAAUUCCGAGGCGAAUUUAGACGAAAUGCUUUCACUUUAUCAGCGCCUUCAAAACGGCGAAAAAGAUCUCCAGUCUAGGAUAGAGCAUCUCUACCUUUCAUUACCGAAUUUUAGCCACCCAAGUACACCCGUAGGAGAUCCCAGCAAGUUUCGACUUCUCCAUCUCCAUGGUUCACCAAAACUUAUAUCACAACCGAAGAACGAGGUUGACUUACUGUCGAACGAAGUCGUUCCCCACAGAUGCGGAAAUCGAGCUCGUAGAACAGGACAUGGAACGCUGAGGUCGUCGGGAGCGCUUGUGGCUGGUUGCGGUUCCCGCGCCUAUGCUUUCUACGAUAGCCUUGCCGUCCUUGAAGCCGCCUUGCUCCAACUCACCCUUAAUCGGACCCGCGAAGCCGGAUUCCAACUUAUCGCGGUUCCUGACCUUCUCCUCUCUUCUGUCAUCCAACGCUGCGGGUUUCCCACCACUGGUGAUAGGAACCAGAUAUUCAAUAUUGCCGAACGAAAGGGAAGUGGUGUUGGCAAUGGAACCCUAUUCUCUCUGUCGGGGACAGCAGAGAUGGCACUGGCAGCAUUCUGUGCGAACCGUGUGUUUGGUGAGGUGGGGACCGCCGAGGCGGAGUUCUUCUGUGCAGUCAGCCGCUGCUUCCGUCAUGAGAUUGCACCACAGGAGUCUCUCCUUUAUCGGACGCAUCAAUUCACCAAAGUGGAAAUAUUUUGUGUGACCGAACCCUCUCCGGAAGUCGGGGACAAGGUCUUUGAAAGGAUUGUUGAAUUCCAAAAGAAACUCUAUUCAGAUCUCGAACUACACUUCCGUGUCCUGGAGAUGCCCACAAGCGAGCUCGGUAACUCUGCUCAUCGAAAAAUUGACAUCGAGGCGCUUAUGCCCGGUGAAGGAAUAUUUGGGGAGAUUUCGAGCACAUCAAACUGCACUGAUUAUCAAGCUAUUCGAUUGAACAUCCUUUGGAAGCAGGACUCUGCAGCGAAGCGUCAUCCUUACGCUUACACGUUAAAUGGGACCGGCUGUGCUGUUACGCGAAUUCUAAAGGCCCUUGUUGAAACACAUCAGAACUCUGAGAUGCGGUCAAUCGGGAGCUCCGGUGCUUCUAUUUGGGUGGAUUUUUUGACUGCAGAGAGGAGGCGAAUUGACGAAUUGGUGGAGGUCAAGCGCGACAAGGCCAACCACCGCUUGCAGCCGCCAAAACUACCCGUGAGCAAGUGCUCUGACUUCUUCUUCUACCAGACGCUUGGACGUGGGGGCUUCGGUGAGGUACGCCUCCUUCGACACAAAACAGCACAGACCUGGCACGCCGCCAAGAUACUGCUGAAGGCGUUUGUCAUAAGCAAGGGUCACGUCACCCAUGUCAACAACGAACGCGCUAUCUUGGCUCUGUGCGACAUGCCCUUUAUUGUGCAGCUCAACUAUGCUUUUCAGGAUUUGAAACGACUCUAUUUAGUGAUGGAAUUCGUGCCAGGUGGUGAUCUCUUUUCAAUGCUGCGACAUUUGCAUCGCUUCGAUGAACGAUUAGCCCGAUUCUACGGGGCACAAGUGCUUUUGGCCUUGGAGUAUCUCCACCACCUGCAAAUCAUUCACCGUGAUAUAAAGCCGGAGAAUAUAAUGAUUUCUCACAACGGCUAUGUGAAGUUGGUUGACUUCGGUUUUGCAAAAUUUGUGAUCCAUCGGACGUACACCUUUUGUGGGACACCAGAGUAUCUAGCACCAGAGAUUUUAAAGCAUCGUGGAUAUGGUUUUUCUGUGGAUUGGUGGGCUUUUGGGAUCCUGCUCUACGAGAUGGUUGUCGGUGCGUCGCCGUUUGUCAGUCGUGAUGUUGCCAACACUUACGCCAAGAUCCUCGAUCCCCGAUGCGAUCCACUGGGGAAUGUCAUCGCGAGUGGGCUGGUACGCAUAGGUGAAUUGCUGCGUCACCUAUUGCGACAGUUGCUGCAGCGCGAGGUGUCCCGACGAUACGGAUCGUUGGCGAGGGAGGGCCCGCGGGAGAUUCGAAACCAUCCGUGGUUCGUCAGCAUAGACUGGGAUGGUCUCUUCGAGCAAAAGCUCUCCCCACCUUACGACUACGCGAUGACGCCCAGACCUUCAGUACAGGAAAAUGCAGAUCAGAAGGCCUCAGAAAAUAAUUUCACAAUAUUUGAAGAAUUCUGA
Messenger RNA from Echinococcus granulosus, 4005 nucleotides. RefSeq names its product cAMP-dependent protein kinase catalytic subunit. Gene Ontology annotation, biological process: seryl-tRNA aminoacylation; signal transduction; peptidyl-serine phosphorylation. Gene Ontology annotation, molecular function: ATP binding; cAMP-dependent protein kinase activity; protein binding. The record is from RefSeq and is a predicted model, not a curated record. Gene Ontology annotation, cellular component: cAMP-dependent protein kinase complex. NCBI's taxonomy places the organism in Eukaryota, Metazoa, Platyhelminthes, Cestoda, Cyclophyllidea, Taeniidae. The transcript is spliced from 20 exons. Bases 1 to 4005 code for a protein of 1334 amino acids.